AUGGAUGGAAAUCCUGGGCCAGUAGCUUGCAAUGGACAAGAAACCAUGUUGGUGAAUCAAAGAUUAGUAACCAAACAGAAGCUGGAGAGAAGAGCGCUUAAGAGCCGCUGUUUGAAACAGAGCGAUAAGAAAGUGGGUUUUGGAGCUUGGCUGCAGAGUGGUGUGUCUCCAACUUUUGCGCUCACCAUUCGCAGGUACACGCAGAAGGGCCACCGAAUGAAACGACAGAUUGAUGUCUGGGGGAGCUGGGGUGAAUGGGGCAAGUGCAGUCGGAGCUGUGGUGGUGGAGUCAGUUUUCGGCAACGGCGCUGCUGUUCCCAAAGGACAGAAGGUCCUUCCGGUUGUGUCGGACCAACUCGAAGCUAUCGGUCAUGCAAUAUUCAGAACUGCCCGGAAGGCUCCCGGGAUUUCCGGGCAGAGCAAUGUGCAGAGUUUGAUGGGACAGAUUUCCAAGGAAAGAAAUACAAGUGGCUUCCGUAUUAUGGAGCGCCGAAUAAGUGUGAGUUAAACUGUAUUCCCAAGGGAGAAAACUUCUACUACAGGCACAAGGAAGCAGUGGUAGAUGGGACUACUUGUGAACCUGGCAAGCGGGACAUCUGUGUAGAGGGAGUUUGUCAGGCCGUUGGCUGUGAUAACAUGCUGGAAUCUGCCAAGAAGGAGGACAAGUGCCUCCAGUGUGGAGGAGAUGGCAGCACCUGCUAUGGCAUAAAGGGCACUUUUGAUGUGCCCAGCCUCCCCAAGGGUUACAAUAAAACUUUCAUCCCCCCAGUGCGAGCCACAAGCAUCCAAAUUAAGGAAGUUAUGCCCAGCAGGAACUUUCUAGCUGUCAAGAACGUUCGAGGGGAGUACUAUCUGAACGGGCAUUGGACCAUCGACUUCAGCCGAGCGCUGCAGGUAGCUAGCACGGUUAUGCACUAUGACCGUGGCUCGGAGGGUGAUCUGGGCCCAGAGCUCCUCCAUGCUCGAGGUCCCACCACAGAACCCCUCGUCAUUGAGCUCAUCAGCCAGGAGCCAAACCCAGGGGUACAGUACGAGUACUACCUUCCCGUGCAAGGACAGCCAUCGGGUUACAGCUGGAGCUAUGGUUCCUGGGGCGAGUGCAGCUCCGAAUGUGGAGGAGGUUUCCAAUCCCGCUUGGUGUUUUGUACCAUAGACAAUGAAAUUUAUCCAGACUAUAUGUGCAGGAACAAACCACAACCAGACAGUAAUCGGACAUGUGGCCAUCAGAUUUGUCCCCACACAAAACGGACUUCUUACAUCUAUCUGCCGCAAGCCUGGAGUCACAGUGGAGCACGGCGCUUUCAGAUGAAGAGGUGGAAAACGGGCGAGUGGGGAUCCUGCUCAGCUACCUGUGGUGGGGGCACCCAGACUCGCUCCGUUUACUGUGAGGCAUUCGACGGUCAGAGCUCCCAAGGGGUGGUGGACAAUGCUGAGUGCAUGGCCUUCACGCAGCAGCCUCGCAGCAAUCAGCCUUGCAACAUGAGACAAUGUGCGAGCUGGAGCACAGGGCCCUGGUCAGAGUGCUCAGCCAGCUGUGGGGAAGGGGUCCAGACCCGGACAGUCACCUGCAGAACGCAGCAGGGAUCUCAGGCUGGGGACUUCGCUUGCCUAAUGGAGCCGAAGCCAUCGGCCACCCAGCCCUGCCUUAAGGAGAACUGCAUCCAGGAAAUUGGCUGGCACAUUGGAGACUGGGGCCUGUGUUCGAAGAGCUGCAAUUCAGGCAUCCGGACACGCCAAGUCAUCUGUGCUGACGGCGACUCCAAAUUCUACAGCCCUGAGACAUGCAAAGCCAUCCACCCACAGAAACCAGCCACCCUGGGUAGCUGCAACAUGCAGCCCUGCUACCUGCCACAGCAGGUCCCCAGUAUGCAGGACACUAUGGGAUAUGAUGUCACUCGCCAGUCCUUGCUGACACGUUACAACCCGAACAGCCCUGCCACAGAUUCUGGUGAUGAAAGGAUGCUCCCUGGAAGCUCCAUGAUCCAUAGUACCUCUGGGAAUCACCACAUCCCACCCACUGAGGACCGUGGCAUCAAUUUGUUGCCUGUUCGCUGGGAAUCCCAGUCACGCUCAUUGGGAUCCCAUCAGCUCAGCUUUUCUCAGGACCCCACUGCAGGGACUGGCUCUCAGGACUGUCAUCGGAGCCCACACGGCUGCUGUCCAGAUGGACACACUCCAGCUUCAGGCCCUUUGAAGAGAGGUUGCCCCUUCAGCACCUGCCACCGAAACAGGUAUGGAUGCUGUCCUGAUGGAGUAUCAGCUGCCCAGGGGCCAAACAACAUGGGAUGCCCACAAUAUUACCGUGAUGCUCAAAUGAGCAGAAAUCAGCCCACUGAGGCCACUCCAACAGCAAGCCAAGUCUUGUCCCAGCAGCACCCCUCAGACGAGUGCCGCAGUUCCAGGUACGGCUGCUGUUUUGACAACGUUGCUUCAGCUUCAGGUCCUCAAGGGGAAGGAUGUCUCAAUAGGCCCAACUAUCCAUAUCCUGUCAUAUGCCUGCUACCCAGUGCCCACGGCCCCUGCACAAACUGGACCACUCACUGGUACUUUGUGGCUGUCGUUGGCAAGUGCAACCGGUUUUGGUACGGCGGCUGUCACGGCAAUAAAAACAGCUUUUCAUCAGAGGAGGAGUGUGUGAGAGCGUGCCACAACUCUCUGUGGGUCUCUCCUCUGGAGCACCAGCACUCUUCUGGCACAGGAGCCCUGCAACGCCAACACGCUGGCUCCCACUCCCGUACUGGGGAUGCUUGGCUUCAGCAACAGCCACCCCUGAGACAGUCUGCAGGUCACAGCCAAGAAGGAAGAGCCUAUGGGGCUUCACAAGACAGCCACAGACAGGACAGCUGGGGAAGUGAGGUGCUGCCAGAGACUUUGCCAAGGACUGGUGUGCUGGAGACCCAGCACUGGGACACCCAGCAAAGCAGACUGGACAGCCUGAGCCAGCUGCACUUGUGGAAAACAGCAGUGCCUGGGCCCACAGAGAGGCAGAGCAGCGGCAGCCAGCAGGUGCUGCCCCAUGAAGGCAAGCAGUGGCAUAAGGCUUUCGGAGCAGGUGUUUCCAUGACGGAGGGAUUUGGGCACCAGGUGUCUGCAGACUCGUUCUCAGCACGGGCUCUGCACAGAGCCACCCUGGAGGAAGCCAAGCCCUCUCUUGUGACAGCAGUCAUGGGACAAAAUGUCCAGCUGGUCUGCAAGACUGGCGUGUCCCCCUUCUCCAGAGUGGAGUGGAUGAAGGAUGGCCGACCGGUCUCCUCUGACAGGCACACCUACCAGUCCGACAGCUCCUUAGUGAUCAGCCACAUCAAGCUGGAGGAUGCCGGGACUUACGCAUGCCUCGUUUCUGACAGGAGGACAGAGCGCCGACAGAUUCAGUUACAGAUCAUAGAGUACCAGAGCGCUGUUCUGGCAGAGGGUGAGAGAGGUCAGGUCCUUCAGAAGGAAAAUCAGCAGCAUCGAGAAAUAUCCAGAGGCGGGAAGGUUGUGCAGGCAGCCAGUUCCUCUGCGCAUCAGCAAUUUGCAUACAGAUUGAGAAUGGAUAAGAGUGAGCCCUCCGUAGUGGAGGCCAACCUCGGGGAGAGAGUCAGACUGCCCUGCACAGUGGAAGCAUCGCCAGCUCUCACCAUUGAGUGGCAGAAAGACGGGCAGCCCCUCUCCUCUCCCAGACACAGACAGCAGUCAGACGGGGCCCUGGUGAUCAGUCGAGUCAGCUCUGAAGACACCGGCUUCUUUACCUGCAUUGCCUCGAAUGGACAUGACCAGGACCAGCGCCAGGUCCUGUUCCGACCUCUAGGAAAGCUGAGGAUCACUGGUCUUCUGCCAAGUAUCACGGUACCUGAGGGAGGGACUGCUCAGCUUCACUGUACAGUGACUGGCAACAACGUGAAUAUAAGGUGGUCAAGGAACGGAGUCCCCAUGAGAGCAGAUGGCCACCACAUCCACUUGUCCCAGGACGGAAGCCUGAUCAUAAGCAGCGUUCAAGAGGCAGAUGAGGGAUCCUACACAUGCAGCGCCUACAGCAGCAGCAACUCUGUCAGUGCCAGCACGGAGGUGAAAGUGCUGAGGACCCGGCCUAGCACUCCUGUGAACCGCGUUGCGGACACGAGCAGGGAGUGCGUGGACCAGCCCCACCUCGCCAACUGUGACCUGAUCCUGCAGGCCCAGCUCUGCACCAACGAGUACUACUCCAGCUUCUGCUGCGCGAGCUGCUCGCGCUACCGACCGCAGGGCGGCCCUUCCCGUCACCACGGCUGA
Molecule: messenger RNA, 4251 nt
Organism: Leptosomus discolor (cuckoo roller)
Lineage: Eukaryota; Metazoa; Chordata; Aves; Leptosomiformes; Leptosomidae
Source: RefSeq, a predicted model, not a curated record